GUCCGAUAUCUCUUUCCUCUUUCGAGUGGCAGUCAGUAGAAGGAGUGGAAUGCAAUCUCCGCGGAUCUUCGUGCGGGGGGAGACGAGAGACGAUCCCACGACGGUCCCCCCACUCUUGUCUAUCUGGACCCCCGUCCGAGUUCCGGCACCGUGUGAUAGUUAGGGCUUUGCUUUCUAGAACACGGGGACAACGUGGAGAGGGCUGGAACCUGUUACACUCGACGCUGGGCACCAGAGGCACCAGACUGGGGUUGGGGCAUGGCCGAUGAUUUAUGAAUGCCAGUCAAUGGCGUUGCCAGUCCUCGGUGGAGAGCUUAUCAUCGGGUCCGAGCUGGACGGACCCCCAUCCUUGGUCUCAACUUUGACGCCCCACUCAGUUGAUAGUGGUCUCAGGGCUAGAUAUAUGAACACCAUCGGAGGAGGGCCAUGCUGUCCGUGAGCAACCCAUCCAUCAUCCAUCCUCCCACCCACCUGCAACAUGUGGCGAUUGUUUGGCCGCGCGUCCGAGGCCCCCGAGAAGGCCACUCCGCCACGCAGUCUGCCAGCGUCGUGGUAUCGAUCCGAGGCGAUGUACCAGCUGGAGCGACGGGCCAUCUUCUCGCGGCGCUGGAUGUUGCUGACCCACGCCAGUCGGUUCGCCAAACCGGGCGACUUCCUGUCCUUCACCGUCGCCAACUUCGCCUUCUUCCUGACCAAGGACCGCGACGGCCACAUCAACGGCUUCCACAACAUCUGCCGCCACCGGGCUUACCCCGUCGUGCAGGCGCGAUCCGGCACCGCGUCGAUCCUCAGCUGCAAGUACCACGGGUGGUCCUACGGGCUCAAGGGCAACCUGUCCAAGGCCCCGCGCUUCGAGACCGUCCCGGCUUUCGAGCCCCGCCAGCAGGGGCUGCUGCCCGUCCACGUCCACGUCGACCGGGCCGGCUUCGUCUGGGUGAACCUGCAGGCGGGCGAGCCGGAGGUGCGGUGGCAGGAUGACUUCCAGCGCGUCGACGAGCAGCCCCGGAUGCAGGACUUCGACUUUGGCGGCGAAUACACCUUCGAUCACUACUGGGAGAUGGAUCUCGACGCCAACUGGAAGCUGCUGAUCGAGAACUACAACGAAUGCUACCACUGCGCCACCUCCCACCCGCUCAUCAGCGGCGUCUCCGACCUGCCGCGGUACCGCGUGGAGCCCACGGCCGGCUACAUGGAGCACCACAUCUUCAACAAGGACCACGUCGACGCCCAGUUUCGACGGGCCAUCACCUACUUUGAGCCGACCACCUCCGUCACCGUCACGGACAAAUUCUUCUACAUCCAACGCAUGAUCCCCGUGAGCGCGACCACAAGCAAGAUCGAGAACGAGGUCUAUCGGCAUCGAGACGCCACGGACGAGGAGUUCGACAACAUCAACGCCUUCUACCGGCAGGUUCUGGACGAGGACAAGGAGCUGUGCGUUGGCGCGCAGGGGAAUCUGAGUGCGGGGGUCUUUAUCAACGGCGAGCUGCAUCCCAGUAAGGAGAAGGGACCGAUUCAUUUCCAGGAUAACUUGAGGAAGAUGGCCAUGGAGCAUCGGCAGAAAGAGGAAGCCCAAGGGGGCGCAGAGAUCUGGCCGGCGAUACCCAAGGUGACCGGGGACAUGCGGACGGGUAAGCUGGCGGAAGAGGAACGGUUCUGCUCUCAGUUGGAGGCGGCCAGCUGCAUGGCCAAACCGGAGCUCGCGUGGUAG
This is a messenger RNA of Aspergillus heteromorphus CBS 117.55, 1711 nucleotides long. RefSeq names its product aromatic ring-hydroxylating oxygenase subunit alpha. The transcript is spliced from 3 exons. NCBI's taxonomy places the organism in Eukaryota, Fungi, Ascomycota, Eurotiomycetes, Eurotiales, Aspergillaceae. Bases 479 to 1711 code for a protein of 410 amino acids. The record is from RefSeq and is a predicted model, not a curated record. Gene Ontology annotation, molecular function: 2 iron, 2 sulfur cluster binding; iron ion binding.